Molecule: messenger RNA, 2791 nt
Organism: Oxyura jamaicensis (ruddy duck)
Lineage: Eukaryota; Metazoa; Chordata; Aves; Anseriformes; Anatidae
Gene: LRRC4B
Product: leucine rich repeat containing 4B
Exons: 1
Coding region: 29-2119 (696 amino acids)
Cellular component (GO): plasma membrane
Molecular function (GO): protein binding
Source: RefSeq, a predicted model, not a curated record
GGUGCAUGGUGCAUCGAGCAGCCCGUGCAUGGCUCAUUGCACCGCCGGAGCACCCCCCCCCAAUCUGCCCCGCUCCUCCCCCUUUGCUCCCCCUCUUGCUGCCCCCCUGCUAACCCUUCUCCCCUCGCCUUGCAGCACCACCCGGGCCCCUGAAGCCGGAGGAUGCCCCUUGGCCAUGCCAGCGCCCCUUAGGAUGCCGCUGCCGCCGGCGCCGGCGCUGCUGCUGCUGCUGCUGCUGCUGCUGGCCCCGGCGGCGCCGGCGGCCGCCCCCACCUCCUGCCCCGCCGCCUGCUCGUGCAGCAAUCAGGCCAGCCGGGUGAUCUGCACCCGCCGGGAGCUGCUGGAGGUGCCAGCGAGCAUCUCGGUCAACACCCGCUACCUGAACCUGCAGGAGAACCACAUCCAGGUGAUCCGCACCGACACCUUCAAGCACCUGCGGCACCUGGAGAUCCUGCAGCUGAGCCGCAACCUGGUGCGCAAGGUGGAGGUGGGCGCCUUCAACGGCCUGCCCAACCUCAACACGCUGGAGCUCUUCGACAACCGCCUCACCACCGUGCCCACCCAGGCCUUCGAGUACCUCUCCAAGCUGCGGGAGCUGUGGCUGCGCAACAACCCCAUCGAGAGCAUCCCCUCGUACGCCUUCAACCGCGUCCCCUCCUUGCGCCGCUUGGACCUGGGCGAGCUGAAGCGCUUGGAGUACAUCUCGGAGGCGGCGUUCGAGGGCUUGGUCAACCUGCGCUACCUGAACCUGGGCAUGUGCAACCUGAAGGAGAUCCCCAACCUGACGGCCUUGGUGCGCCUGGAGGAGCUGGAGCUCUCGGGGAACCGCCUGGGCCGCGUCCGGCCGGGCUCCUUCCAGGGGCUGAGCAGCUUGAGGAAGCUGUGGUUGAUGCACGCCAGGGUGGCGGCGGUGGAGCGCAACGCCUUCGACGACCUCAAGGCCUUGGAGGAGCUCAACCUGGCGCACAACGAGCUGGCCUCGCUGCCCCACGACCUCUUCGCCCCCUUGCACCGCCUGGAGCGGGUCCACCUGCACCACAACCCCUGGCGCUGCGACUGCGACGUCCUCUGGCUGUCCUGGUGGCUCCGCGAGACCGUCCCCAGCAACACCAGCUGCUGCGCCCGCUGUCACGCCCCGCCGCCCCUGCGGGGACGCUACCUGGGCGAGCUGGAGCCCGGCCACUUCACCUGCUACGCUCCCGUCAUCGUGGAGCCGCCCGCCGACCUCAACGUCACCGAGGGGAUGGCGGCCGAGCUCAAGUGCCGCACCGGCACCGCCAUGACCUCGGUCAACUGGCUGACGCCCAACGGGACGCUGAUGACCCACGGCUCCUACCGGGUGCGCAUCUCGGUCCUGCACGACGGCACGCUCAACUUCACCAACGUCACCGUGCAGGACACGGGGCAGUACACCUGCAUGGUCACCAACGCCGCCGGCAACACCACCGCCUCGGCCACGCUCAACGUCUCGGCCGCCGACGCCGCCGCCGCCGCCGCCGCCGCCGCCGCCGCCACCGGCUACACCUACUUCACCACCGUCACGGUGGAGACCACCGACGCCGGCGGCGAAGAGCCGGCCCCGCAGACGGCCCCGGCGCCCACGGCCGGCUGGGAGGCGGCGGGCGGCUCCACGGCGGCCCCGGCCACCCGCGCCACCGGGAAACCCUUCACCGUCCCCAUCACGGCGGCGGCGGCGGGGGCGGGAGGGGGCUUGCAGGACCUGGACGACGUGCUGAAGACCACCAAGAUCAUCAUCGGCUGCUUCGUGGCCAUCACCUUCAUGGCGGCCGUCAUGCUGGUGGCCUUCUACAAGCUCCGCAAGCAGCACCAGCGCCACAAGCACCGGGGCGGCCCGGCGCGGGCCGUGGAGAUCGUCAACGUGGAGGACGAGCUGGCGGGGGCGGCGGGGGGCGCCGGGGGGGGGCCGGCCGGGGACAGCCGGCUGGCGCUGCCGGCCUUGGAGCGCGACCACCUCGACCGCUACGCCGCCUUCGCCGCCCACUACGGCAACAGCGGGGCGGCGCUGGGCUGCGGCAAGAACCCGCUGCUCAACUCCGUGCACGAACCGCUGCUCUUCAAGAGCCCCUCCAAGGAGAACGUGCAGGAGACGCAGAUCUGACCCCCCCCUCCCCCCCCCGUACGCACCCCAAAACUACCCCCUCCCGCCCCGUGCCCCCGCCCCGAAGCUGCCCCCCAUUGCCCCCCCCCCCCCCCCCAGUCCUGGGUGGGGGGCGAUGGGCGGAGAGGGGGGCGAUGGAGGGAGCAGGGAGCGCACGGGGGCGGGCGGUGCAUGGGGUCGGGGCCGAGGGCUGCGGCGGGGGUGGGCGACGCGCAGCUUUUUGCAGCGAAGCGCUUGUGCGGUGCACGGGGGUGGGAGGUGCGCAGGGGGUCGUAGUGAAGCGCUUGUGGGGUGCAGGGGGUUGUGCGACGCACUGAGUUUUGCAAUGAAGUUUUCGUGCAGUGCGCGGUGAGGUGCAACGCACAGGCUUUUUUUGCAGUGAAAAACUGGUGUGGUGCACGGCGUUGUGCAAUGCACCAGCUUUUGCAAUGAAGGACCUGUGCGGUGCACGGCACUGUGCAAUGCACUGACUUCUGCAACAAAGUUCUCAUGCAAUGCACAGUGUUGUGCAAUGCACCAACUUUUGCAAUGAGGUACCUGUGCAGUGUAUGGUGUUGCACAACGCACUGACUUUUGCAAUGAAGGACCUGUGCAGUGCACAGCACUGUGUAAUGCACUGACUUCUGCAAUGAAGUUCUCAUGCAAUGCACAGUGUUAUGCAAUGCACUGACU